Vanrija pseudolonga is the source of this 826-nucleotide messenger RNA. It is a transcript of the gene DER2.1, whose product is annotated as Derlin-21. Gene Ontology annotation, biological process: endoplasmic reticulum unfolded protein response. Lineage: Eukaryota; Fungi; Basidiomycota; Tremellomycetes; Trichosporonales; Trichosporonaceae. Gene Ontology annotation, molecular function: misfolded protein binding; ubiquitin-specific protease binding. Gene Ontology annotation, cellular component: endoplasmic reticulum membrane; Hrd1p ubiquitin ligase ERAD-L complex. The coding region runs from base 1 to 666 and encodes 221 amino acids. The record is from RefSeq and is a predicted model, not a curated record. The transcript has 8 exons.
AUGGAGGCACAAGGGAUCGAGCAGUGGAUCACGUCAAUACCCCCCGUCACUCGGGCGUGGGCGUUUGCCUCCCUCGGCACGAGCGUACUCGUCGAAUGCAACAUUAUCGCGCCGGUACAGCUCUACUUCUCGUGGAAGCUGGCCGUGAUUGAUAUGCAGCCAUGGCGCUUCCUCACGACGUUCUGCUACCAUGGCAACCUGAGCCUCGACCUCGCGUUCCGGCUCUACUUUGUCAUGCGCUACUCGUACCUCCUCGAGACCAACUCGUUUGCCAACAAGCGCGGCGACUACGUCUGGCUCCUCUUCCUCAUCGCGUCGUGCUUGCUCGCACUCACGCCCUUCCUCACCAUGCUCUUCCUCGCCAACUCGCUGAACGGCGCGCUGUCGUAUAUCUGGUCUCGGCGUAACCCGUCGGUGAAGAUGUCGCUCUUCGGCGUCAUUACCAUCACGGCCCCUUACGUCCCCUUCGUGCUCGUCGGCCUGUCGUGGUUCCUCCACGGCGGGUUCAACGACGCCAUCAGCGAUAUUCUCGGCAUCCUCGUCGGCCACACGUACAUCUUCCUCCAGGACUACUGGCCGCGCGAGAUGUGGUCCUCGACAGGCAAGGGGAGCAUCGAGACGCCCCGGUUUGUGAAACGCCUCUUUGGCCAGCCCGACCGCACAUAGCCUCGCCGUGCUUUCCGCGGCGCGCGAGCACCUCCGUGGGGCCACCGGGGUGUCACCGCCCCCUCCCACGCCUCCUGGAGCUCCAACGCCCUGUACCACCACCACCAGCCAUAGACCCCUGUAUCCAGCAUCAUCGCGAGCAGAGCCAUGCAUAUAUGCC